Micropterus dolomieu (smallmouth bass) is the source of this 2910-nucleotide messenger RNA. RefSeq names its product reticulophagy regulator 1 (gene retreg1). Bases 219 to 1601 code for a protein of 460 amino acids. Gene Ontology annotation, biological process: negative regulation of neuron apoptotic process; reticulophagy. Gene Ontology annotation, cellular component: endoplasmic reticulum membrane. The record is from RefSeq and is a predicted model, not a curated record. The transcript has 9 exons. NCBI's taxonomy places the organism in Eukaryota, Metazoa, Chordata, Actinopteri, Centrarchiformes, Centrarchidae.
AGGUUCACAUUUUAACGCUAUAGUUAUACCUAAGUAAGCACAUAACAGUGUCCUUUAUUGUCCAACUUACACAGCCCACUUUUCGUUCCAAACGCGGGGACGUUUAUUUUGAAAACCCAACACCGGAACCGCUAUCGUAAACCAUCCGGUUAUCUUGAUACCGAUCUCUGCUGGAGGAGCGGAGCGGCAGAGCGGAGGGGCCCUGUGGUCGUUUUCCAAUGCUGGGGAGCCGGGAAACAGGAACCGAGGGCGGCGGGGAGGCGGCUGCCGGGCCGCCGGGGCCGCUGGGCCGGGCACACCGAGGGGAGGAGACGCCUCCCGGCCGACUUGGGUAUCGUCUCACCGGCCUGGUCAACUGGAAGCAGAGACCGUGCAGGACUUCAGCCCUGUUUGCUGCAGCCAACACGAUGAUCUGGUUUGUGGCCUUCAGCCCUCUCCGAGCCUACAGCCUCGUGGCCGCCCUGCUGGCUCUGCUGGUCGUCACGGUGACCACCAGAGACAUCGCUCGGUCCAGAUCCACAGGAGCUCACUUAUGGCACAGCAUGACUGCAAGCUGGGAGAUCAUUGACCCGGGCCAGGACAGCCGGUCUGGGACUGGACCUCAGCUCAGCGACUCCCUCAAACUCUUCCUCCAGGAGACAUCGGCUUUCAAACAGCAAAACCCAGGCAAGUUUUGCCUGCUGGUUUGCAGUUUUUGCACCUUCUUUGCUGUUUUAGGACGCUACAUUCCAGGGAUUGUUAUCUCAUAUAUAUUAGUGCUGGGUUUUUUCCUGUGGCCUCUGAUUUCAUCUCAUGAGGUUGGUUUGUGGCUAGAGCCAGUUCUGCAGAAGCUGGACUUUGGCAUCGGGGAGUUCCUUCAGAAAAUCAAAGAAAACCAUGAGAGGAGAAUCAUGCAGGCUCAGACUGAGAAAGAGGGCAUCGAGUCAGACCUCUCUUCCAUGUUUCCCAAGCUCGACUCCACAGUGUGUAAGGAAAUGUCUGUAUCGGACACAGAGGUGUCUGAUGUGACGUGGACCGACAACGGUACUUUCAACCUGUCAGAGGGACACACACCACAGACUGAGAACUCAGAGGACCUCGACAGAGAAGAAGCGUUCACUGGGGGCCUUCCAGAUUUCCCCUCGCUUGACAACGGCGCAACAACCAAUGGCGACGACGACGACGAUGACCUCAGCCUCGGCCUUCCCUCGCCUCCACCUCAGCCCCAGCAGCCAUUCAAAUCCAAGCAUACAACGUUUCCUCACAAAGACCAAGCCACCGACAAAGCCCUGGAGUUAGUAAACCAGAUGGCGGGCGACGUCAUCGCCGCUGCUGUCACAGCCGCCAUCCAGGAGAGAAUAGAAGCCGCGGUCGGCUUCACGGCGCUGAGCGAAGACUCGGAGGGGCCGAGACUCCCGAAGUCCAACAGGCUGCUGGAUCUGGACGAGGAGUCGGACAGCGAGGUGGAGGACUUUGAGCUGUUGGACCAGUCGGAGCUGGAGCAACUGGAGGGGGAGCUGGGGCUGGGAGAGGAGAAGACCCAGGCCAAAGAGGAGGCUCAGGCCAAGAGUGACAAGCCGGCCUCUUCUGGAUUCUUGUCCACACUCCUGAGACGCCACUGAUUGAUGAAAAGUACGAUGGGCAGGGGAGGAGGAUGGGUUACACAGGACAUGUGGAGGGAGAUGGGGGUGUUCUAGGUCACAGAGGAUUGUUGGAGGUUGUAAGAAAACAUUGUUUCCAUUUAUCUUUUUCCUGUAAAGCUAACAUCAACUUUUCAGAACAGUUUGUCAGAUAUGGAAGUGGAAGUGAUUUCCCUUUAAUCAGAAUCAUCCUAACCUAAUGUUGAGAUCAGACUACACAAAACCCAGAUAAUAGCCUGACCCCACAGAAAGUGGGAACGGAAAAUGAGCGUUGUGUAUCACUAUUGCUUGCUGUAUGCUGUGUAGCAUGUGAUAGUGAUAGACAACUGAUGCAGCACCUGGGACGCCUCACAACGUCCUGACCAAAAGACAACUGCAUCAUUCCUUCUCUCGCUGAGUUAGACAACACUAACGACAUGUCCUGUGACGAUGUGCCAUGAAGGAGGAAAAUACAGAAACUGAAAACAUGGAGUGUGCUUUUGCUUGUGCAGUCUGAAUAUUUACUUAUUUUUGGUUCCUUUUUGCGCGCCCUCAAAAGUUUUUGCCUGUAGGCCUGCUGCCCAGCAGCCAGCUCAGAGCAUGUUUGAGUAGCCUACUGCUCAGGUCGCAGGUGUUAUAUUAACGUGCCAGGCUGGGUCGGGUCCUCAAUUGAUUUUGAUAUAAUUGCAGGUAACGGGUCAGUUACAGUUCUGAGCUUGGGGUUGCAAAACUGGGGUCAUGCAGGACUCUGGACAGAAGAUGAAAAAUGUCUUCCUGUUUAGCAAAUUUGUUAAAAUGUUUUUUUUAAAGACAUGUAGGAUGCUAAAUCUUGUGUCCAUGGCACCUUACUGAUCACCUACUGUGUGUAAGCAAGCUAUUAGACAUAUUGUGUAGUCUGAUCCUGGCAUAAAAGGUUGUUGAUGGUUUAAGGACUAAAGGCCUACUCUUGGUUUCAAUCAAUUACUGUGGUUACAGUUUUCUUUUCAAAGCAAUUUUUAUCACCUGAUCACAUUUGAUUGAUGAGAUCAAUUUUGCAUUUAUAAGCAGCAUAUAAACACUUAUAGGGGUAUUAACACACUAUUACUUAGUUGGAAGCAACUAUGGACUUUUGUUUAUUGAUGUAUUUGUGAACAACUAUGACUUUAACUGGCAUCUGUAACUGUUGUGGAUGAAGUAGAGCAAAUCCUCACUGGCACGUUCAAAAGUGUUUAGAAAACACAAGGUCUGCUUACUUAAAAUCUUGGCGGAUGCAGUUUGAUCAGUGGGAAAGAGUGUAAAUAAAGUAUUUACAAAUAAAUACUUCAAUAAUGAA